This is a messenger RNA of Gopherus evgoodei (Goodes thornscrub tortoise), 1541 nucleotides long. RefSeq names its product kynurenine 3-monooxygenase (gene KMO). Bases 26 to 1456 code for a protein of 476 amino acids. Gene Ontology annotation, cellular component: mitochondrial outer membrane. The record is from RefSeq and is a predicted model, not a curated record. The transcript has 15 exons. NCBI's taxonomy places the organism in Eukaryota, Metazoa, Chordata, Testudines, Testudinidae. Gene Ontology annotation, molecular function: FAD binding; NAD(P)H oxidase H2O2-forming activity; kynurenine 3-monooxygenase activity. Gene Ontology annotation, biological process: NAD+ metabolic process; L-tryptophan catabolic process; quinolinate biosynthetic process.
AUGCUGUAGUGAGACUGUUGCAAUCAUGAACUCCACUGACAUUCAGAAGAGGAAAGUAGCCAUUGUUGGAGGUGGUCUGGUGGGUGCUUUAAAUGUCUGUUUCUUUGCAAGAAGAGGGUUCCAAGUUGAUAUGUAUGAAGCCAGAGAAGAUAUCCGCGUCACCAGAGCUGCUCGUGGCAGGAGCAUUAACUUGGCGCUGUCUCACAGAGGACGCCAGGCCCUCAAGGCCAUUGGGAUGGAAGAGCAGAUUGUGGCCAAAGGCAUCCCCAUGCGGGCCAGGAGGAUACACACGCCCUCAGGAAAAACAUAUUCCAUCCCCUAUGGAACAAAGAGCCAGUACAUUCUCUCCGUCGACAGAGCAAAUUUAAACAAAGAGCUGCUAACGGCUGCUGAGAAGUACCCCAAUGCUACGUUGUACUUUGGACACAAGCUGCUCCACUGCCACACUGAAUCAGGGCUAUUAACCUUACAAGGACCUGACCAAACACCCAGGGAAGUCACUUGUGACCUCAUAGUGGGAUGCGAUGGAGCCUUUUCUACAGUCAGAAAGCAGUUUAUGCGGCAAACAUGCUUUAACUACAGCCAUGUGUACAUUCCUCAUGGAUACAUGGAGCUGACCAUCCCACCUAAGGAUGGAGAUUUUGCCAUGGAAGAGAAUUACCUUCACAUCUGGCCCAGGAACACCUUCAUGAUGAUAGCGCUGCCUAACCUGGAUAAGUCAUUCACCUGCACUCUCUUUAUGCCCUUUGAGGAUUUUGAACGGCUCACGACAGGCGAUCAAGUGCUGGAUUUCUUCCAAACCUACUUCCCAGAUUCAAUUCCCCUCAUAGGAGCGCAGGAGCUGCAGCGUGAUUACUUUUUGCUGCCACCCCAGGCCAUGAUCUCUGUGAAGUGCUCUUCAUACCACAUCGCCUCCCGGUGUGUGCUGAUGGGAGAUGCCGCCCACGCCGUGGUACCGUUCUAUGGCCAAGGCAUGAAUGCUGGAUUUGAAGACUGCCUGGUCUUCGAUGAGUUAAUGGACCAGUUCCACAAUGAUCUCAGUGCCUGCCUGCCCGAGUUCUCCCGGCUGCGAGUGCCCGACGACCAUGCCAUUUCUGAUCUAGCCAUGUACAACUACAUCGAGAUGCGUGCACAUGUUAAUUCCAAGUGGUUCAUUUUCCGCAAGUACGUGGACAACUUUCUCCACUGGCUCAUGCCCUCCACUGUUAUCCCGUUAUACACAAUGGUCACAUUCACCAGAAUACGCUACCACGAGGCGCGGCAACGCUGGGAAUGGCAGAACAAGGUGAUUAACAAAGGACUCUUCAUAAUUGGGGCAGCAGCAGCACUGGGUGGUAGCUACCCGCUCAUAAAGUGGCUCUCCCGUAAGUCUGACUCCUGUGCAGAAAAGCUGUGGAGCUGGAUGCUUCAUCUCAAGAAAAUUGGAAGUGGUCCACCGGAAACACAACUGGCAUAAAUGCCAUGGGAGCUGCUGAGGGGACACAUGCCAAAGGCCUAGGCUGUAAACUCAGAACAGUGACUAGUGGGAGGGACACAAAGGG